GUUUGAGGCUUGGUCGGCGUUCUGCGGAAGAAGCGAAUCAAGGGGGGAGAGCAGGGCGCCGCGGCGAGGCUGACGCAAUCUGGGUUAGGGCUCCGGCCCGACGGUCACAUGGUGUCGCGGGCCGCCCGAAAACCGGCACCUUGGCCGCCGCGUUCGGGGCCCCGGCUUUUGAGCCAGCGAAGAAAUUGGCUUGGCACGUGUGCUUCGUGAGAAAUUACUCGGCCCUGUGUGCUUUCGUCGCGAGGAGUAGCGGGAUCGUCCCGACGCUGCAGCGCGCGUCUGCGUCAACUGUGUGGCCCACGCGCGCUUCUCGAAUUCACAGACUGGCCGCGUCAGCUGCCAUUUGCGCACGCCGGCGCGUGGGUGUCUCGGGGGCUGCGGAGCGUUGCACCCGGUUCCUUUCAAUACCUCCAGCUGGCACCCACCUCAGCCUCAUCGCGGCCCACGCAAGAGGCCGUGUUUCUGCCAGAAAGUCCACCUCCUUGCAUAUCGUUCACGGCAAGCGUUUUUCGGGUCACGUGUCAUCCGCAAGUGCAGCAGCUUCAGCGCCGCGAAGACGGCGAGCAAUGACUUCCCUUGCUCCUGACAAGGAGCAACAGCCAAUGAUGGAUGGUGUAGUCAGUGACGUUAUAAUAUCGCGCAAGGACGGAGGCUUAGCCUGGCUCGUCUGUCUAGCCUCGUUCUGGGUGCACGGCGCUGUGUUUGGUAUUAUUAACUGCUUCGGCGUACUCUACCCAGUCAUACACGAUCUUGCUCCAGACAAGGCACAGGCCUCCUUCCACGCUUCACUAGUUGGUUCGCUAUGCGUGGGGUCAACGUUCGCCAUGUCUCCAGUGGCGAGCCUGCUGGCAGACAAGUUUGGCGCUCGGAUAACCGUGGUGUGUGGUGGCAUUAUAGGCUCCAUAGGACUCCUUAUGAGCUCAUGGGCUUUCAGGGUACCAUACUUGUGGGUCACAUAUGGUGGCCUGCUGGGAGUCGGAUCUACAAUGGCGUACGCACCCUCUCUCUCUGUGCUGGCGCACUACUUCAACCGCAAGUUGGGUCUAGCCAACGGCAUCGCCACGGCCGGCAGCUCCGUGUUUACAGCGCUUCUACCAAUUCCACUUGCGGCCAUGAUGGAUGCCAUUGGACUGCAAAACACGUUUCGGGUAAUGUCCCUCCUGACGCUGAGUGUAGCUCUGUGCGGCAUGGCCUUCAAAACACCAGUACUCAUUCACACUUGGAAUGACGAGGACAAGGAACCAAACGGCUGCUGCGACGUGUUCAACAGGUCCAUAUGGAAGAAUCGGCGGUUUGUCGUCUGGGUGAUCGCGAUUCCUUUGGCCCUGUUCGGCUACUUUGUGCCGUACGUUCACCUCGUCCAGCACGUGGAAGACGUGUUUCCCGACGCGAACGGCGAGACGCUCGUCACUUGCAUGGGCAUCACAUCUGGAUUGGGACGCAUCUUGUUUGGCAGGCUAGCCGACCUUCCCAGUGUUAGUCCCGUAGUUUUACAGCAGGUGUCGUUCAUGGCCAUGGGUCUGCUCACGCUUUCAAUAGCUGCAGCGCACACCUACGUGUCCCUGGUGCUGGUCUGCCUGUUGCUGGGGCUCUGCGACGGCUGCUUCAUCUCGCUCAUUGGACCAGCGGCGCAGAGGCUGACCGGGGCCCGUGGUGCCUCGCAGGCCAUCGGUUUCCUGCUGGGACUCUGCUCCGUUCCGCUGACCGCCGGACCCCCCGCGGCCGGGAUUCUGUAUGACCAAAGAGGAAAUUACAACCUCGCAUUCUUGCUUGCUGGCGUGCCUCCAAUUGUGGCAUCUAUUCUCAUGUGUGCCAUACAUUUGAUAAAAGUGGACCCCGAUGAGCAGCGCGACGUUCAACCAAAGGAAAGCGACAUCCUUGGAGCGAGGCGGCUCAGUGCACUUGUGGCUUCAGAGCCGUGAACGGAUUAUAAAGAGAGCGGGACUCUGAAUCGACAGUUUCGUUGCCGCGAAUACAUGCACAAUGGCCUGUGGUGGUGCCCGAUGGAGAAACUGAAGAGGCAGCGACAGCCUCGCUAUUCAAUGGAAAGCUCAGUACGAGAACUGUGAGAGCGUGAACGUGAACAGGGUAACUUUUCCAUCCAUUUGUGCCGCGAUGGAAGCAAUCCAAAUGAUGAUUGCUGCCGAACGCUGCGCAGUUUCAUCUGCUCUAUUCGCUGCAAGCUGGACAGGUGGAGUCUACAAGGACGGGGAAAUAUCAAGGUGCCAGCAGUGGAUACACAAAGUCAAGUCGUCAAGCCGGCAAAGCCAAGUGUCGACAGCUUUCUUUUGUGUUGUUUUCUAUUACUGAAGAAUACGUUGCUGCGUUAAUUG
Dermacentor albipictus is the source of this 2333-nucleotide messenger RNA. It is a transcript of the gene kar, whose product is annotated as monocarboxylate transporter 10-like protein kar. Gene Ontology annotation, biological process: transmembrane transport. The record is from RefSeq and is a predicted model, not a curated record. Gene Ontology annotation, molecular function: monocarboxylic acid transmembrane transporter activity. Lineage: Eukaryota; Metazoa; Arthropoda; Arachnida; Ixodida; Ixodidae. Gene Ontology annotation, cellular component: membrane.